AAUCGUCAAAGCCGAACUCAAGGACGUGUCAGUGUAACCGAGACCAGCCGCCGGUGAGGGAGGGAUGAGAGCUAUUCCCGUGGGAUGGUCACGUGUCCGUGGGGAGUAGUUGUGUGUGGAGCCCGUGGAAUAGGAGGUGUAGCGUCAAGCGCUCGUUCAGACUUGAUUCUUACAGUAAGGAAGCUGUCAACACAGAACCGACUGUAUUCGCGCGUGUUUGGUGCUUUGUUCAAAGCGAAUGAAAAUGCACAUGAGGACUGAGGAUCUGGCGAUCGGUUUCCAUAAACUUCUGCGCGCAUCUCAGUCGCAGUAAACACACUCGGCGCGCUUAGUGUUGUAAUAUCAACGCUACUGUUUACUACUGCAACAAGACCUGCGAAAUACCAAAGACUGUCACUGCAAACCGAGGUGACUGACCAGCUUCUGUGGGAUUUGAUGUCACCUUUAGAUCGGUUCAACUGAAGAUGGAAACACUGGAGUCCGAGCUGACGUGUCCAAUCUGCCUGGAAUUGUUUGAGGACCCCCUCCUGCUGCCCUGUGCCCACAGCCUGUGCUUCAACUGUGCCCACCGCAUCCUGGUCUCGCACUGCUCCAGCACCAAGCCUCUCGAGUCCAUCUCCGCCUUCCAGUGCCCCACCUGCCGCUACGUCAUCACGCUCAACCAGCGCGGCCUGGAGGGCCUAAAGCGCAAUGUGACGCUGCAGAACAUCAUCGACCGCUUCCAGAAGGCCUCCGUCAGUGGGCCCAACUCCCCCAACGAGUGUCGCCGGCCGCGACCCUACAGCGCCCUGCUUGGCGGGAGCACGAGGGGCAGCCCCGCCAGUAGCGCCAUGUCCCUCGAGCGUGUCGGCUGCCAGUUCUGCGAUCAGGAGCCCCCGCGAGAGGCCGUCAAGACAUGCGUGACGUGCGAGGUGUCGUACUGCGACCGCUGCCUGCGGGCCACGCACCCCAAUAAGAAGCCCUUCACCAGCCAUCGUCUGGUGGAGCCGGUGGCGGACGCUCAGCUGCGUGGGCUGGCCUGCCUGGAGCACGAGAACGAGAAGGUCAGCAUGUACUGCGUGGUGGACGACCAGCUGAUCUGCGCUCUCUGCAAGCUGGUGGGACGGCACCGUGAGCAUCAGGUCACCUCACUUAGCGAUCGCUUCGACAAGCUCAAGGCUUUUCAAGUGAGCCCUGCCAGAGUUUCUGAAGCGGUUAUGGAGGCAUCAAAGACAAGUGCCGCGCAAACCUUGGAGAAUAACUUAACCAAUCUGGUGAAGAGGAACAGUGAGCUGGAGAACCAGAUGGCCAAACUCAUCCAGAUUUGUCAACAGGUGGAGGUGAACACAGCCAUGCAUGAAGCCAAGCUGGUGGAGGAGUGUGAUGAAUUGGUGGAGAUAAUUCGCCAGAGGAAACAGGUCAUCGCCGUCAAGAUCAAAGAGUCCAAGGUGAUGAAGUUGAGGAAGCUAGCCCAGCAGAUUGCGAACUGCAGACAGUGUCUGGAGCGCUCGAGUGCCCUCAUCACACAGGCUGAGCACAGUCUGAAGGAGAACGACCACGCCCGCUUCCUCCAGACGGCCAGGAAUGUGGCAGAGAGAGUUGCCAUGGCCACCGCCUCCUCCCAGGUCCUCAUCCCAGACGUCAAUCUGAACCAGGCUUUUGACAAUUUUGCCCUUGAUUUCUCCAGAGAAAAGAAAAUUCUGGAAGGACUGGAUUAUUUGACAGCGCCCAACCCUCCAUCUAUACGUGAGGAGCUCUGCACGGCCUCGCAUGACACCAUAACAGUGCACUGGACCUCUGAAGAUGAAUUCAGCGUCACCUCCUAUGAGCUUCAGUACACCAUCUACACUGGCCAGACCAACUUCAUCAGUCUGUAUAACUCUGUAGAUAGUUGGAUGAUUGUGCCCAAUAUCAAGCAGAAUCACUACACAGUCCACGGCCUGCAGAGCGGCACCCGUUACAUCUUUUUCGUCAAGGCUAUCAACCAGGCAGGCAGCAGAAACAGCGAACCUGCUCGACUCAAAACCAACAGUCAGCCUUUCAAACUGGACCCCAAAACGGCCCAUAAGAAGCUGCGCCUCUCCAAUGACUGUCUGACCAUGGAGAAGGAUGAAAGCUCCCUGAAGAAGAGUCACACUCCGGAGCGCUUUAGCGGAACCGGGUCCUACGGUGCCGCUGGCAACGUCUUCAUCGACAGUGGCUGCCAUUAUUGGGAGGUUUUACUGGGCGCCUCCACAUGGUACGCUCUUGGAGUGGCUUACAAGUCAGCACCCAAAAACGAAUGGAGCGGCAAAAACUCAUCGUCUUGGGUUUUCACACGCUGCAACAACAACUUCCUGGUGCGGCACAACAACAAGGAGUCGAUCGUGGAGGCGUCGCUACAGCUGCGCAGGGUCGGGGUGCUGCUGGACUACGACAACAACGCCCUGUCCUUCUACGACGCCAUGAACUCACAGCACAUAUACACUUUUGACGUUUCCUUCCUGCUUCCAGUGGCUCCCACCUUCAUGAUCUGGAACAAGUCAUUGAUGAUCAUGUCAGGGCUGCCCGUGCCUGACUUUGUGGACUGCAGUGAGCAGCAAGAAGGCAUCUGCCGCCAACCGGAUUCCCCCUACGUGUCCGGAGUGAAGAGCUGCCACUGAGGCAUCAUAGGAGUUAUUCCAGAAGGUUCCCUCACCCUUCUUCUUUUCCUGGUUUUCAUAACUAGGUUGAAGUUGGAUCUUUAGUUGUUCCUGAUUGUUCUGUUCACAUUAAUGAGCGUUAAGCAAGUGGGUUAUGAGCUCUCAGAUUUAAACAGCUGGGGGAAAUUGUAAAUUAUUUAUAACUAAACAUCGGUUUGCUUUUUUUGUCAGUUUUGAUGUAUUCCUAAAAGCACUUUUUAGAGUUGAAUUUGUCGCCCCUGCGUGUAAAAAAGUCUUGCUAACUUGAGACAGGGUUGGACUUCCUUUUGGACCGAAUAUAGUGGAUUAUGUUAGGAUGACAAUUUGGUAUUCCUAAUAAGGGUUACAUUAAUUAUCUGAUGGGUCUAUAACACACUUUUCAUAUUCAGGGAGAAAAGAUGAUGCUUUGGUUUAAAAUGUGUCUGAAGAUGAUGGCAUGAUAUGUAUUUCCUCUGUGAUUUGUUCUCACUAUCUCAGUUUCUGGUUUUGUUUUUGUGAACAGCAUGAGGCACAAGUUCUCCAGGUGUUUUUAACAUGUAUCUUUAAUAAUUGAUAUACAAUGUGUCGCAAAAUCCCAUCUGUGGAGGUGUUUGUCCAUUGACAUUGUCGCAUUCAAACGCCGCCAAGAACUGAAUUUCAAGACUAUAGUCCAUAUUUAUCAGAUCCAUCUAUUCGAAAAUAUUUGAAAGAUUGGAAGCAAAUAUUUAGUUUAACAUUCAAAUGUGUGUAGAUUUAUUUUCUUAAUGGCUGUUCUGAAUAUUACAUGAUCUUCCGCAGUGUGACGUUCAGGGCUGUAACAAGGAUUCCCAGUCUUGGGAUAAAGACAAUCACUUGUGCUAAUGCAGGCAAAAAAAUCAAGUGUGUAGCAAUUAAUCUUUGCAAUAGCUUGAGAUACUGUACUUCCCCAAAAAAGUGGUUUGUAUCCAAACAGUUCAGUGUAAAUAUCCAGAUUGGGAAGUAUUCGUACUGCUGACGCCACUGUCCUGCUGCAGGUUUUGCUUUGUGUCGGUGGGUUUCCUCUUUGCUCUGCUGAAUGUACGUGAUUGCUUUGGUUCUUUUUAUAUCUUUCUGAAUGAAAGCACAGAGCAUUUUACCAUUACAUCUUCUUUGCAAGCACAGCAAGUAUGUGAAUCCUCCUGUUACAUCUUGAGAGCUAAACAUCCUUAUAAAUAUAGAAAAAGGAUGCACUGAUAGCAUUGUUAUUUGCAUUGGAUAAGGACGUGAAAUGACAUUUAUCCAACGCACUCCUGUUGCAAUUCGUAGCUAUUUUACAUUUUGGCGAAUUGGUGGCGAAUUCAUAUGAAUUUGUACAAUCUCUUGUGUAUGUUUUCUUGCAAUCUGCUUACUCCCCGUUGGUGGGUAGGUUAGGACCUUUAGUCUUACAGACUCACCACUUCGUAAAAUAGUUUCUCAUGAGAUCAGGUUGCGUUUACCUCACUUCAUACAGUUUUCCCAGCAUCCUUCAUCUCAGCAUCGGU
Molecule: messenger RNA, 4117 nt
Organism: Carassius carassius (crucian carp)
Lineage: Eukaryota; Metazoa; Chordata; Actinopteri; Cypriniformes; Cyprinidae
Product: probable E3 ubiquitin-protein ligase MID2
Exons: 11
Coding region: 465-2621 (718 amino acids)
Molecular function (GO): protein binding; zinc ion binding
Source: RefSeq, a predicted model, not a curated record